ACGUUGGAGAAUUACUUCAAGGAAUGGAUUAUUCAAUAUGAUAAACUUGGGUUGGUUAAGUGGAAAGCUGAUGAGAACAUGUUGAAAAUGAUAUAUAAUCUUCGGAAACCAUUUCUGUCAUUACUUGUGGUACUUACGAUGGAUUACGAACAGAAGAAUGGAGUUCCACCUACAUCAAAAAUUCUACGUGGUCUUGUCGCAGAGAAGAUGAUGACUAUUCUUUGUAUUGAUGGAAGGCAGGAGCGAAGAUACUGGACUGGAAUGUGGAGAUUGAUCGAAUUACUUCACAUAACUCGAUGUCGGGUGGAUUUUCUUGUGAAGGCUUGA
Acaulospora morrowiae is the source of this 327-nucleotide messenger RNA. NCBI's taxonomy places the organism in Eukaryota, Fungi, Glomeromycota, Glomeromycetes, Diversisporales, Acaulosporaceae. The record is from the annotation of a GenBank genome assembly.